CGGGCCUACCCGGACCGGUCACUGGCCAGGCCACCGGGUCGGGUCGAGCCGGAACAGUACCGGUCCCGGGCCGGUUCCGGGUUGGGCCACCCGGCCCGAGUCCAUCCCUAGGUGGAAUGAAUGUUAACCACACAAAUUGUUCAAAAAUGAUAAGUGUGAAAAAUUUUGGGACGACUCAAAAAGGAAAGUGGAAAGAAUUGUAUGGGACGGAGGGAGUACGUAGUAUAAAUUUGUGAAAGGAAAGAGAUCAUAAAAACCCAUCAUACUAAUAUUGUUGAACUUUGGUGCAGUGCAAUUUCUUUUAAGACCAAAAAUAUGUUCAACAUUUGCUAGGAUCUAAAAAGUCGGGCAUCCAUGCAAAUGGAGGCACACCCAGCCACACACCCUACAUUGUUUCACGUUGCUCCGUUUACCAAGCAGAGCCUCUGAUCAUUUGCUGUUUUCAUGUAUAAAAUCCCCCAUGAUCAUCACAUCUCAUAUCCACACCGCCAUCUUUCUUCUCCCUUCUUCGAUGCUGUACUGUAACAAUAAAAGAAGAAAAUAACGUAGCUUAAGGAGAAAGAUGGCAGCUGCGAAUAAAAUAGUGCUUCCCUUAGUGUCCCUCGUCUUAGUGGUGGGCAUUGUGUGCGGGGCAGUGUUCGUGUUCCGCAAGAGCGGUGACGGAUCAUCCCAAGAAGACCAUGGCAGCAUUUCCACAGGCUCUAUGAAGUCUGUCACCACAUUCUGCCAGUACGCCGAAUUCAAAGACGCAUGCGCCAAGAGCCUCUCCCCUGUUGCCAACAACCAAUCGGCCACCACGAAGGACUUCAUCCUCGCAAUCCUCAAGGCCACCAUCGACGAGGCCUCCAAGUCCCACCAGGUCGCCCUGAACACAAAGGUCGACCAGGCCGCGGACCCUUACGACCAUGUGGCCGUGGAGGACUGCAAAGACAUGCUCCAGGAUGCCAUUGCAGAUCUCCAGGCAUCCUUCUCAGCAGUCGGUGAUAGCGAGCUCCACACCCUCAAUGACCGCGUUGAUGAGCUGCUCAACUGGUUGUCUGCGGUUUACGCCUACCAGACAACCUGCACGGAGCAACUGGAGAAGCCCGAAUACAAAUCUGCCAUCGAGGAAGGGAUGGUCAACGCCACCCAACUCACUAAUAACGCUAUCAACAUCAUUGCUGAGAUGUCUAAGGUGAUGGAGGCGUUCAACAUCACAGGUGCCACGACCAACUUACUCACCACCUCCGCUGCCUCCCGCCGCCUUCUGGAAGGAGAGGAACACGGUGAUUAUCCUGCAUGGUUCCCUUCAGCAUACAGGAAGCUUUUGGCGGCACAAAAGGCAGGACAGGUGACACCUCACGCUGUGGUGGCCAAGGACGGAAGCGGAAAGUAUAAGACUGUUUCGGCUGCUCUAAGCGCAUACCCACCCAAACAUCAAGGCAAGUACAUCAUAUAUGUCAAAGCUGGAGUGUACGAUGAAACAGUGUUGGUCGACAAGAAGAUGAACAAUGUCUUCAUGUACGGAGAUGGUGCGGGAAAGACCAUCAUCACCGGGAAGAAGAAUUUCGCAUUCGACAAGAUCACCACCUCGAAGACUGCUACUUUUACUGCCCUCGGGAGCGGGUUCGUGGCGCGUGGGAUCACCAUCCGCAACACCGCAGGCGCAGAAGGACAUCAAGCAGUGGCUUACAGGAGCCAGUCUGAUAUGUCUGCCCUCUUCGACUGCUCCAUAGAAGGUUACCAAGACACACUGUACUACCACACCUACCGCCAGUUUUACCGUAACUGCGUCAUCUCAGGCACCAUCGACUUCAUCUUUGGUAAGGGCACUGCCCUCAUCCAGAACAGUGUCAUCAUCGCAAGGAAGCCACUCGCGAACCAGUUCAACACCAUCACCGCAGACGGGAAAGAGCUGGCAAAGGCCAAGGGAGGAUUGGUGCUCCAGAACUGCAGGAUCGUUGCGGAGGCUGCACUCUUCCCAGCUCGAUUCCAGUUGAAGACCUAUCUCGGAAGGCCAUGGAAGGCAUUCUCGACAACAGUGGUCAUGGAGAGUGAAGUGGGCGAUGUCGUGAGCCCAGACGGGUGGAAGCUUUGGGACGGGGAGAAGUUUGAGAACACAUGCAUCUACAAGGAGCACGGUAACUUCGGACCAGGGGCAGAUACCAGGAGGAGGAACAGAGCCUUCAAGAAGUGGCAGGUGAUUGAUCGCAAGACUGCCGGCCAAUUCACUGCUGGACCAUGGCUUGAUGGACACACCUGGUUGCACACCACCGGCGUGCCUUUUGCUCUCAGUUUCACUAGAUGAUCAAUGACCAUUGGGAAUUAAGGAAAUGAAAAGUAAUGAAUUGAUUCAUAUUUCAUAAUUAAAAGAAAAAACGAGAAAAGUAACUCAUCAUGUAUUCAUGUAUGUAUUAAUUGGUGCACGGAAAAUAUUAAUUGCUUACUGA
Cuscuta europaea is the source of this 2429-nucleotide messenger RNA. The record is from the annotation of a GenBank genome assembly. NCBI's taxonomy places the organism in Eukaryota, Viridiplantae, Streptophyta, Magnoliopsida, Solanales, Convolvulaceae.